Molecule: messenger RNA, 2177 nt
Organism: Herpailurus yagouaroundi (jaguarundi)
Lineage: Eukaryota; Metazoa; Chordata; Mammalia; Carnivora; Felidae
Gene: TBX1
Product: T-box transcription factor 1
Exons: 2
Coding region: 666-1694 (342 amino acids)
Source: RefSeq, a predicted model, not a curated record
UGCUUGGGGUCCCCAGGCACGACAGUGAGCCGACUGAAGGGGGUUGGGGGGCAUUUGCUGGGCUGGGUCCUGUUCCGCCGCGCGGAGGAACAGACGACGCCACAGCUCUGGUGUUGUCCGCCUGUGGCCAGUGCCGGAGUCCGAACUGCCCUCUCCUCACCCAGGUGCAGGGGCAGCCAGGGAGGAGGAGGCGGGAGGGGCCGAGGGCAGGGGCAAGGCCAAGCCAGGCGGCCCCACGGUGAUCCAUCGGUGCCUCACGGACACAGGUUGAGGCUGGGCGCUCCCGGCGUAGCUGCCUCCGUUCAGGGGCUGCAGAAGCCGAUGGUGGCUUCAGUGGCUUCGCUGAACAGAGGGAACCUCCGCCUCGGUGGGAACAGCGGGAUGUUCGAAGGGCGCUGGUCACAGAGGUCCUUGGGAGCAGAGGCCAGGGGCAGGGAGCUUGAAAAGCAGAAGGGCCCCACACUCCCAGGGCGCUCCACCCAUCUGGGCCCCUCCGCUGCCACCGGCCCGGAGUGGGGGGCCGUGACGCCAUAAUCCCUUGGGCCCAGGGCUGGAGGCUGAGUGGCACCGCAGGCCCCCGCCCCCGGGUCCCGUGGGCUGGGCCGGCCUCGGUGCGGCUGGGUGCACGCAGUCGGAGGCGGCGCCGGCCAGGCCGCCGGGCGCCUAUGGACGCGCGGAGCCCGCUGUCUCCCCGGGCCAGCGCGUUCAGCAUCGCCUCUCUGGUUGCAGCAGAGGCCGUAGAGCGCACAGCUCGCCUGGGUGCCCGGUUCUCCGACCAGGCGAAGCUUCGCCGGCUGCUGGGAUCCCCCGCCGGGAUGCACUUCAGCACGGUCACCAGGGAUAUGGAAGGUGAGCUUCCCCGCUGUGUCUGCCGGCAAGACCCCCUGCCACAGCUGCUGUGGGGCCCUAGCAAAGAGUUUUGGCAGGGCCCUGGCACAGAGUGGGUAGAGGGAGCUCUGGCGGGGUGGGCUCCAGGCUUCCACUCGCCCGCCCGGCCCGACGGCUGCGCCCCGCCCGCCCCGCCUGCCGCCCGCGGAGGGGCGCGGGCCCCUGGGGAGGCCCCGGGUCUCCGGCAGGUUCGGCGAGAAGGGGCCGGGAGGGUCCGAGCGCGGGCUUGUGCCUCCUUCCCGCCAGGACCGUUGGAGCGCUCGCGGGUCCCCUCUGCCGUCCCGACCCGCCGCGCUUACCCCUCGGCCCUCCCCGCAGAGGCGGCCGAGGCUCGGCGAGAAUUCGAGCGCGACGCGGGUGGACCGGCCGUGCUAGGGGACCCGGCGCACCCGCCUCAGCUGCUGGCACGGGUGCUGAGCCCAGCGCUGCCCGGGGCCGGUGGCGCUGGCGGUCUCGUCCCGCUGCCCGGUGCACCCGGAGGCCGGCCCAGCCCUCCGCACCCGGAGCUGCGCCUGGAGGCGCCAGGCGCGUCGGAGCCGCUGCACCACCACCCGUAUAAGUACCCGGCCGCCGCCUACGACCAUUACCUCGGGCCCAAGAGCCGGCCGGCGCCCUACCCGCUGCCGGGCCUGCGCGGCCACGGCUACCACCCGCACACGCACGCGCAUCCGCACCACCACCACCCCGCCGUGAGCCCAGCCGCCGCCGCUGCCGCCGCCGCCGCCGCCGCUGCCGCCGCCGCUGCCAACAUGUACUCGUCGGCCGGGGCCGCGCCGCCCGGCUCCUACGACUACUGCCCCAGAUAAUGCGGGCGCCCGCUGGCCGCUCCCCGCCCGGGGUCCCCGCACAGCCCUGAGGGCCGUCGGGGUUCCCGUCCACCCAGCCCCAAGGGCCUUCCAAGAACACGUUCCCCCAAGCCCCGGGGGCCAGUGCGGGUCUCCCCUUCCCCAGCCUCGAAGCCAUCGGGGUCCUCCACCUUCCAGCCCUGACAGCUGUCGAAGUAUAUGGUUCCCCAGUCCCGGGAGCCACCGCGGGUCCCUCCCCAGCCCCGAGGGCCACGGGGUCCGCGCCCGCCAGUGCCAAAGCGCCCGGUCAGCGGCGGAAGGAAGUGAUAUUUAUUGUUCUCCGCGAGACCGUGUCGCCCCCCCUCCCCGGCCCGGCCGGCAGUUGCAGUGUAGACGAUCCGAGAGCCCGUCUGCAGGCGGUGUAGAUACGUGUAGAUAUUUGUAGAUACUGUAGAUACCGCGCCGGCGCCGACUUGAUAAAGGUUUCGCCUCUUUUGGAAGCUG